Messenger RNA from Coccidioides immitis RS, 762 nucleotides. RefSeq lists its product as uncharacterized. The transcript is spliced from 2 exons. The record is from RefSeq and is a predicted model, not a curated record. The coding region runs from base 1 to 597 and encodes 198 amino acids. Lineage: Eukaryota; Fungi; Ascomycota; Eurotiomycetes; Onygenales; Onygenaceae.
AUGGAAUGCAUUCAAUAUCGUGCUUCAUCCAACAAGCUUGAAUCGGAGUCUCUACUUGAAAGCAUUUAUUCGGCCUCAAAAGCAUCAAAAGAUUUGGCAAAACAGGCCACCUCAAUAACAGUGAACAAGAGAAUGGGAUGUCUUAAAUCCUUCUUUCGAUUUUUUUCUGCGCCAACAGACGGCUCAACUGCAAAGUCAAAAGUUAAGCACCCUAAUACCCAGCCCUCUGCACAGCUGGCGCCUUCAAAACAGAACGCUUGCCAAAGCAAAGAGUCCGAAAACCGUCCAGCUGGCACAGAUACACCGAAAGAAGAACAGGUUCCAAUCGACCUAAGCGAGGAAGCGCGUCGCCUGGGGCUUAGGCGAUAUGUCGUGUGGCCACGGGACGGUUGCAACGAUGAACUGACUAAGAGUGGUACUGAGAAGCUUGUAGCACUCGCCGGCAGUGAGCGCAUUAGGACAAGCGACACCAGGGAUCUCGGGAUCAAUUUUUGGAGAGCUGAGCUUAGCGAUGAUCAGGUUGCCAUAGUGCGCAAAUUCCAUGAGGUAUCAGGUGUAAUGCGUGAUGAUGUGCCAGGAGCAGACCCCUUUGAUUGAACUGGAGUCUGGGGGGAUCUGGAGGCCUCACAGAACCCCGGUGGCAGGUUUCGCUUUCUUUUCUACCCAGGUCAUACUGCUUGCUGUUUCGCGUUCUACUUGGAUGCCUCUAUUGUUCGCAGUCCCAGCCUUGAUAAUUCUAGCCAGCCUAGGCAGUGGCACUAU